AUGACGUCAUCGUCGUCAACAAGACGUAGUUUGAGUCUCGGCUCCAUGUUCUGGCACUCGGCUGAGCGGCACAAAAACCGGAAGUUGAUGAAAUCUGCUUCAUCCAAUCAGAUCACAGCAGCACUGAAUGCCGAUGUGUUGUGGGGAAUGGGUUUUACAGGGAAAGGAGUUAAGAUCGCCAUCUUCGACACGGGCCUUUCAGAAAGUCACCCACACUUCAAACCAGGGCGCAUAAUAGAGAGAACUGAUUGGACGAAUGAAGAGACCCUGGAGGAUAAUUUGGGGCACGGAACUUUUGUGGCCGGGGUUAUCGCCAGUUCAGCUGAGUGCCUGGGGUUUGCACCCGAUGCCGACGUACAUGUAUUCAAAGUUUUCACUAAUAAGCAGGUCUCGUACACAUCGUGGUUCCUGGACGCAUUCAACUAUGCCAUCGUGAAGAAGAUGAACGUCCUCAACUUGAGCAUUGGCGGUCCUGAUUUCAUGGACCACCCGUUCGUCAACAAGGUGUGGGAGCUGACGGCCAACAACGUCAUCAUGAUCUCCGCCAUAGGCAACGACGGGCCACUCUACGGCACCCUGAACAACCCAGCCGACCAGAUGGACGUCAUAGGUGUCGGCGGCAUAGACGCGAGUGAAAGUGUCGCCAAGUUUUCGUCGAGAGGCAUGACGACCUGGGAGCUGCCCUCGGGGUACGGUCGGGUGAAGCCUGACAUCGUUACGCACGGAUACAACGUCAAGGGUUCAGCGCGUAAUAGUGGAUGUCGGACUCUUUCGGGGACCAGUGUGGCCUCCCCUGUGGUCGCUGGGGCCGUAACUUUGUUGCUGAGUACCGUCCAAGAGGAGAGGUGGAAGGAUGUGGUGAGCCCUGCCAGUGUUAAACAGGGCGCGGGGAAGUUAGAUCUUCUGGGGGCCUUCAAACAACUGCAAACGUACGAACCAGUGGCCAGUUUUUACCCCAGUUCAAUCGACCUCACCGACUGCCCGUACAUGUGGCCCUACUGUUCUCAGCCCCUGUACUUUGGCGGCGUUCCUACCAUCUUCAAUGUUACAAUCAUCAACGGAUUGGGAGUGUCGGGAACGGUGCUCAAGGAGAGGAUAUUUUGGCAGCCAUUCGUCUCAGAGAAUGGGCACAGGAUCGACGUUUCCGUCCAAGUUUCGCCUGCCAUCUGGCCAUGGUUUGGUUACAUGGCCCUUUACGUGAGCGUGUCAAGGGAGGGUGAGGGCUGGGAAGGCGUGGCCAACGGUCAGAUAACUUUGACCGUGGAAUCGCCAUCCAAUGCAGGCGAGGAACCGAAGACUUCUACCAUUGUACUGCCUAUCAGGGUCAAAAUAGUACCGACUCCGCCGAGAAACCGACGGAUACUGUGGGAUCAGUACCACAAUCUACGCUACCCACCCGGUUACUUCCCUCGCGAUAACUUGCGCAUGAAUACCGAUCCGUUGGAUUGGAACGGCGAUCACAUCCACACCAAUUUCCGAGAGAUGUACCAUCACUUACGGUUAAACGGAUAUUUCGUUGAGGUACUCGGUACUCCUUACAGCUGCUUCGAUCCCUAUCAGUACGGUACUUUAUUGAUCGUCGAUCCGGAAGAGGAGUAUUUCAAUCGGGACAUCGCUAAACUGAAGCGAGAUGUCGAAGAAUCCGGUCUGUCGAUCAUCGUAUUUGCCGAUUGGUACAACGUCACCGUCAUGAAAAAGGUUAAAUUUUACGACGAAAAUACUCGACAGUGGUGGACACCGGAUACCGGCGGUUCAAAUAUACCGGCUCUGAACGAGUUACUCGCGAAUUGGGACAUACAACUCGGAGAUCGAGUUUACGAGGGUGAUUUUGAGAUAGGGCGGCACAAAAUGUACUAUGCCUCAGGUACCAGCAUCGUUCGUUUUCCUAGCAAUGGUCACUUAGUGGUUCAGAGACUCAAGGAUCAAGGCAAGGAAUUGAAUACCGGAGUGACCGUGGAAGUCCCUGAUGUUCCCAUUUUAGGGAUGUACCAGGUUGAAAGGAGUACGGAUAGGGAGUUGGAAAUUAAGGAUGAUCAUCGUCCGGAUGUUGCUGUUGCCAAUGCUGGUAGUGACGAUGUUGUUGUUCAUGUAGCUGACGAUAAUGUUGUUGCUGUUGGUGGUGGUGGUGGCGGUGAGGUUGUGGUCGACGCUGACGUGAAUGCAAGCGAUGGUGUCGCCCAGAUGAAAAGUAAAAGUAUGGCAGGGGAUGGAACCAACAACAACAACAACAACAACGUUGAUGAUAAUACCAAUAAUGACAACAACAACAACAACGUAGAUGUUAACAUUAAUGAUAUCAACGCUGACGCCAUGGUGAAAGACAACUCAAAAGGCAACAACAAUUAUUACGGCGAGAAGGACAAGCCCGACUUUGAUGCCAGCGAUCUAGCAGCUGUAGCAGCAGCAGAACAAGCAGACGCAGCUGAUCAAGCAGCAGCAAAGGUCAAGGACGAACCGCGUGACCUUCACAGACAGGCAAACUUGAAGCUGCUACAAGCCAGAUUGUUCGAGAGAGAUAACGAUGAGAAGGAAGAGGAAGUGGGAGAGGAGGACGGAGAUGGAGAGGUGGAUGAGAUGAACGGAGAGGACGUUUUGAACGUUCCCAAAGAUAACAACAGCAAAAACAACAAAAACAACAACAAAAACAACAACAAAAAUAAUAAUAAUAAUAAUAAUAAUGUCCACCAUAGUAAGAACAGUAAAAUGAAAAGGGACGCGCCAGUAAAGCAUCCACUCAAAGUUUCUAAACCCGGUCGAAUUGUUGUCUAUGGUGAUUCUAAUUGCCUGGAUAGCAGUCACAUGCAAAAAGACUGCUAUUGGCUGCUGGACGCUUUACUAGAAUACUCAAUGCUUGGAACGCUGGUUCCGGUUCUAAAAAAUUCAAAGUCACUUUCGAAGUUGGAUGACGUGGCUGGCUGGGAAUUGCCCCAAAGAUUGGAAGGCAGCCAUAUGUACAAAUAUUCCAAAAUCCUGAACGGUCGACACGGAAAUGGGAAAGCCUAUUCUGCCGCCAAGGCGCGGGAAAUCCCCGCCUGCCCACACCAAAGAAUGGACUAUAACUACAAUGAUGUUAGUGACGAUAAUACCGAUAGUAUUAAUUCCAAACGAUCCAUGAUCUUUGAUAACGUCUCAGACAAUGUGACGUCACACAGUUUUUGGUCUUCCGGUAUUUCCUUUUUGGGCAUAAUGCUUGUGGUCGCCAUCUUUUAUUCCAAAUUCGGCCAUCUUUGUUUUAGGAAAAAGAAAAAAAUAAUUCGCUACCAUGGACAGCAUCAACAGCAAAGAAAAUUUAAUUUUGGGGCUAAUUUUGUUUCUUUGAUGACGUCAUAG
Messenger RNA from Helobdella robusta, 3330 nucleotides. RefSeq lists its product as hypothetical. NCBI's taxonomy places the organism in Eukaryota, Metazoa, Annelida, Clitellata, Rhynchobdellida, Glossiphoniidae. Gene Ontology annotation, molecular function: serine-type endopeptidase activity. The transcript has 10 exons. Gene Ontology annotation, cellular component: Golgi apparatus. The coding region runs from base 1 to 3330 and encodes 1109 amino acids. Gene Ontology annotation, biological process: proteolysis. The record is from RefSeq and is a predicted model, not a curated record.